Molecule: messenger RNA, 2334 nt
Organism: Naegleria fowleri
Lineage: Eukaryota; Heterolobosea; Eutetramitea; Acrasida; Naegleriidae
Exons: 7
Coding region: 1-2334 (777 amino acids)
Biological process (GO): microtubule-based movement; mitotic spindle organization
Molecular function (GO): ATP binding; microtubule binding; microtubule motor activity
Source: RefSeq, a predicted model, not a curated record
AUGUUGAAUACAUCUUUUUCGAUCAGUAACAACAACAAUACGCCUUUGAUGAAUUCGAGCAUGUCUCUUCAGGGGAGUAAGGUGCGAGUAGUCUGUAGAGUGAGGCCACUACUCGAGUCGGAAAGUGGAGGGAAAAUGUGUUUGGAAGUACCCGAUCGAGAAAGUGUUGUAGUAACGAGCAAAGCCUUGACUUUCUCAUAUGAUGAGGUGUUUAAUGCAGUAACCUCUCAAUCGGAAGUGUUUGAAACAGUCGGAAGACCUCUCAUUGAUGAUAUCAUCAAGGGUUAUAAUUGUACAAUAUUUGCUUAUGGACAAACUUCAUCAGGAAAGACCUACAGCAUGAUGAACCUUCCUAAAGAUCCAUACAGUGAAGAAAGAGGAAUUGCACCAAGGAUAGUAUGCUCUCUGUUUGAAGCAAUAGACCAAUCUCCAGAAAAUAUAGAAUUCACUGUAAAAGUAUCCUUUUUUGAAAUUUAUAUGGAGAAGAUAUUUGAUUUAUUUGAGCCGUCAAAACAAAAUUUGGCUGUAAAAGAAGACACCAACGAAAAGACUUUUUAUGUCGAGGAUCUGUCUGAAUUAUAUGUUUCAAGCGAGGAAGAGGUGUUGCGUCUCAUAAAAAUAGGAGGCAAAAACAAAAAAAUAUCAUCUACAAAAAUGAACAGAGAUAGUAGCAGAAGUCAUACAAUCUUUUCGAUGACAGUGACACAACACGAUACAAAGAAAGGUCAAAAAAUAAGCUCAAAGCUUUAUCUUGUAGAUUUAGCUGGAAGUGAAAAAGUGUGCAAAACUGAAGCUACUGGCUUAAGGUUAGAAGAGGCAAAAACCAUCAACAAAAGUUUAGCAACACUGGCGAAGGUCAUUCAAGCUCUAACAGAAAAAAAUCCUCACAUACCAUAUAGAGAAAGUAAAUUGACAAAGCUCUUGCAAGACGCAUUGGGUGGUAACACAAGAACUACACUAUUGAUCAAUUGCUCGCCGAGUAUUUUAAAUGAGGACGAAACCAUUUCAACACUAAGGUUUGGACUAACAGCAAACAGUAUUAAAAACAAGCCAAAGGUGAAUUUUGAAACAAGCGAUACAGAGUACAAAAAGCAGUUGACUUUGGCACGAAAUGAAAUACUUGCUCUCAAAACAAAGAACAUGCAGUUGGAAGCAGAGGUCGUGACACUAAAAGCUUCACACUCAAAUUAUGAAAAAUUGAGUUUUGCCAAUAGUUUGCUCAUAAAACAAGCGCAACAAAAAGACGACAACAUUGAAGCUCUCAAUUUAGAAAUUUCAAAAUUAAGGAGAGAGUUGGAAUUAAUGAAAGGAAAACACGAGCAACUAAAUAUUGCAAUGGGAGAAAAGACAUCAUCCCUUAUUUCGGAGCUAGUCGAGUACAAGAAACAAUGUUCAGAAUUGCAAUCUAACAAUGAGAAUCUCAAACAACAAAUUUCUAAUCAACAAGUAUCAUCUUUGAUUGAUAAUAUUCCAACAGAUUCAAAUGCGCCUCUUUCGGUUGAGAAUGGGUUGGACACAACUUCUGACAACCCUGGCAAGUAUUCAAAGGCGGUUGAUAUUGUAUUAGACGAGUUAAUGAGGAUCAAAAUGGACAGAAACGAAAUUCAAGGCAUGGUUGCAAAUGCGUCAAGCGAGAUUCGCGAUUAUAUGGACCAAAUACUUUCCGGUCAGCCAUUGAGCGAACAAGAAGUGCAAUAUGAUUCUCUUUCUAAAAUUUCAGAAAAGGAUGUGAAUGAACUUGAAAUGAAUUUCUCAGCUCAAGAACUAAAGGAUUAUGUUCAAAUGUUGGAAGAGCAAAACAACAGCAUUAAGAAUGAGCUAGAAAACUUCUUACACGAACAUCCAGAAGCGAGUCAAGAGAUCGAUGACACAGAUCAAAGCUCUUACUCGGAUGCCAAAGAAUCUCUCAAGCAUGGAGCGAAGGUUGUAGUUCCUCUAAAAGGAGGUUUUAAGAGACAGCAAAAAACCUUAAAUGAUUCUCUUGAUGAGGAGGAGGAAAUUAUUGGUAGUGAAAUGGUGAAAUGUGGUCAAGCGCUCAUUCUGUCAAAAAGUGAUAAAUCAAGUAAGGCUGUCUGGAAAAUACGUUGGUUAGUCAUAGGAUACCAAAAUCCUCAAAUCAAGAUCUACAAGACCAUCAAAUCCAUCACCGCACAAUCCAUAUCGCUUUCCCCUCAAUCCACGUUGAGCACGAACGACUCUGAAAACAGUAUAUGUCUCUCUGACACCAGUAUUGGACUCCUUCACAUGAAAUUUUCAUCCGCGCAAGACCUUAAAGAAUGGAACCAAGUGAUUCUUGAUGUGUUGGACCUUGCCAACAAUGCUGGAUCCAAGUAA